Larimichthys crocea (large yellow croaker) is the source of this 1138-nucleotide messenger RNA. RefSeq names its product ring finger protein 151 (gene rnf151). Gene Ontology annotation, cellular component: plasma membrane signaling receptor complex. Bases 228 to 968 code for a protein of 246 amino acids. NCBI's taxonomy places the organism in Eukaryota, Metazoa, Chordata, Actinopteri, Sciaenidae. The record is from RefSeq and is a predicted model, not a curated record. Gene Ontology annotation, molecular function: zinc ion binding. The transcript is spliced from 4 exons. Gene Ontology annotation, biological process: regulation of canonical NF-kappaB signal transduction.
CGUGUGGAGGCUAGAACAGCAGGGAAAGGACGCGCCCCGUCACACACACACACACACACACACACACACACACACACACACACACACACACACACACACUUCGUGCUUUGUCAGGAAUGUUCAUGUGUGUGUUGUAUUGAUAACACGGGUGUGUGUGUGUGUGACAUGUGAGAGCGCCGAUAUGUAGUAGUAGAGAAUGGAAACGCGGUGAGGAGCAGGAGAUUAUCAUGGCAGACCCAGAGGCAUCAAACCAGAGCGGGGGCUAUGAUGUGGAGCAGUUUGUGGACACUCCAGACUACGAUCUGAUCUGCACCAUAUGCCAGGGGGUCCUCAAGUGUCCAGUAAGAGCUGCAUGCCACCACAUCUUCUGCAAGAAAUGCAUCUUACAGUGGCUGAAGAGGCAGGAGACCUGCCCCUGCUGUAGGAAGCCUGUUAACCCGAGCUUGAUCUUUGUCAUGUUCAAGCUGAGCAAAUCUAUCGGACGCAUGAAGGUCAAGUGUAAAAAUGAGAUCCGUGGUUGCUCAGAGACCUUCUCCCUCUCGGAGCAGUAUUGCCACAGCAUGACCUGCAUGUACGAGCUCAUCCCAUGUCCGUACCAGGGCUGCCGGGUGCAGCUCCUCCGCAGAGACCUGGACACCCACGCACGGCACUGCGAACACUGGCGUCAACCCUGUCACAUGGGCUGCGGGACGAUACUCUCCCACCGCACACAGGCUAAACACAACUGCUACAAGCAGCUGAGGCAGGAGUAUGAAGCCAGACAUAGGAACCACAGGGCCAUCGCCACCGCCCUGCAGAGGAAGAUGAGGAGGAUGCAAAGCACUAUGGCCCACAUGAAGAGGCAGAUAGGGCUGAUCUGUGAGAGCCUGGAGGUGAUGGACGAUCUGCAUGAGGUGGAAGAAGAGGAGGAACUUGGAGAGAGUAGUGCGAGCGGGACUCCAAGUAGCAGCAGCAGCAGCAACGGCUGAGGGACGAGUCAGUUACUGCUGCUGAUUAAACUACUGCUGUGUAUAGUUUCUGCAUGUGUUCAUUUCUUUGAAGGUGUGUGUUUUUGAAUACGUAGGCAGUGAUGAAGUGAAUUUGUAACAUUUCCUGUGCUGUAAUUUCAGCAAUUUUGUAAAUAAAUGAUUUAACUUCA